GAUCCGGUGCUGCAGUGAAGGAGGUGGUUCUCGCCCGUGUUGUGUGUGUGUGUGUGAGUGCGUGCGUGUGUGUGUGAGUGAGUGAGUGUGUGCGUGCGUGCGUGGGGGCACUCGGCUUGUUGUUGUCGGUGACUUCCCCCUCCCCUCCACCCCUCCCCUUCCCCGCCGCCGCCGCCGCCGCCGCUGCAGUGGCCGCUCCCUGGGCCGUAGGAAAUGAGCGAUAACGAUGACAUCGAGGUGGAGAGCGACGAAGAGCAACCGAGGUUUCAAUCUGCGGCUGACAAACGGGCUCAUCAUAAUGCACUGGAACGAAAACGUAGGGACCACAUCAAAGACAGCUUUCACAGUUUGCGGGACUCGGUCCCAUCACUCCAAGGAGAGAAGCAACAGGCAUCCCGGGCCCAAAUCCUAGACAAAGCCACAGAGUAUAUCCAGUAUAUGAGGAGGAAAAACCACACGCACCAGCAAGAUAUCGAUGACCUCAAGAGGCAGAACGCUCUUCUGGAGCAGCAAGUCCGUGCACUGGAGAAGGCGAGGUCGAGUGCCCAACUGCAGACCAACUACCCCUCCUCAGACAACAGCCUCUACACCAACGCCAAGGGCAGCACCAUCUCUGCCUUCGAUGGGGGCUCAGACUCCAGCUCAGAAUCGGAGCCUGAAGAGCCCCAGAGCAGGAAGAAACUCCGGAUGGAGGCCAGCUAAGCCACACAGGGCAGGCCAGCAAUAAAACUGUCAGUGUCCUCUGUCGACUCCUCCUCGCAGUUCAUCCUUAGAUCCCUCAGAACCAUUUAAAAGACUUUAUUUUUCUCUUCUCUCUUUUUUUAAAUUGUUAUUUUUACGUAGAAGCUCUUGGACAACAGCUCUCGUUUUCCUUCCCCAUUUCCUCUAUUUUUAAAAAUUUAUUCCCUUCAGGGAUUCCUUGUCCCCACCAGGAAUUUUUAAACCAAAACACCCCAACUUGGCAGCUUUUUCUGUGGAGGACAGACAGCCAGCCGGACCUCUGAGCACAUGGUGUCCUGCCCGCCCCACCAGCUCCUCCAGCCCGCGGAGCAGUGCCUGGAGGACACCUGCCCGGCCAGGCCUCUCCUCCCACGCCCCUCACAGUAGACUUUGUGAGUCUGUGAACUGCUCUACCUUGACAAGAUGACCAGAUUGCAGUAAUCAGAAUUACCCCUUCUCCUUUGUAAGGAUUUUUUUUUUUUUCUGAAAAGCUAUUUAUUGCUCCUGUUGCAAGACCAGAUCCUUGAAGAAGCUUGUGGUAUAAAAGAAAAGUGGGGACAGAUCUGCAGUCCUGGGUGUGCUCCGCUCCUGUGCAAGCUGCGGAGCCAGCCUGCGGAGGCCUCGCGUCACCAGUGGUAUGUACAGGAGAGGCAGCAGCGAGAAGCCACAGCCACGCGGAGGGGUAGAGGGGGUUGCUCGGGGGUGGGGCAGGGAGGGAGCCUUGGGGGGAUAGAGGUUUUGUAUUGAGGGCCAGUGAUGAUGUUUUGAUAUUUAUUUCCUGCUACUGAAAUUUGAAUCUGAGUGAAUUGCCCCUAUUUCUGAUGAUGUCGAUAUUGUAAAGCGACAGAUACAUAAAGUAAUGAUUAAAUCUUCCUUUCUUUCUGUGUGUAUUUCUAAGAAAUAGAGCCGACUGAUUUUGUAUGUAAAUACCAAGAGCAUUUACCUGGUACUAAACCCUGGUGCAGUCCUUUCCCGGCCCACCACAUUCCUCCUGUCCCGGACCUGUCUGCCGUGUGAUCCAGCCCUGGUUCUGGCUGUGAUCAACAGAUCCUAGCGAAGGGUUUUGUGUUUUUAGGCCUCAUUUUUUGUCUUUUUUCCUACUCUGUUCCUUGCGUUUGCUGAUUUCUAGUGUAUACUCUGUAGUCUCAGUCCGUGUUUGAUUCCAUUCCAUGGAGGUAAAAGUAUGUUGUACAUACUGCCGAAGAGUUGUCUUGCAAGUUAAGGCUUCCCCCUUACUGUAAGAAUAUAAAUAAAAACUUAUUUUAUCCUU
Jaculus jaculus (lesser Egyptian jerboa) is the source of this 1990-nucleotide messenger RNA. It is a transcript of the gene Max, whose product is annotated as MYC associated factor X. Gene Ontology annotation, molecular function: protein dimerization activity; DNA-binding transcription factor activity. The record is from RefSeq and is a predicted model, not a curated record. NCBI's taxonomy places the organism in Eukaryota, Metazoa, Chordata, Mammalia, Rodentia, Dipodidae. The transcript has 5 exons. The coding region runs from base 214 to 702 and encodes 162 amino acids. Gene Ontology annotation, cellular component: RNA polymerase II transcription regulator complex. Gene Ontology annotation, biological process: positive regulation of transcription by RNA polymerase II.